UGCACACUGCAAAGACUGCAACAACAUCUGUUACAUGUAAAGCAAGCUGUAAAGCCUGUAACGCAGUGUUUUGAUGAAGCGCUACAAUCAAGCUACAAUAGAUGCGAAGUUUUGGACGCAAUAGUAUGCAUCCUUGGCUUUGCAUCUAGAGUAUCUCAUCCUCUCCUGGGUCUGUGUCUCCCAUCGUGUCGUGCUGUUGUGGCCCUCUGUCUGUAAAACACAAACACGCUCUCGUGCCAACAACUUGCAAAAUGCCCCGUUCCAAGAAAGACUACUACUGUGAUUGCGCUGAUCACGAAUACCUUCUCACUCAUGUCAGCAAAUCAACAUGGCUCUGUCACAGGUCGAGGAGGAAUAAUCCAAAGGCUGCAGCAGCUCGUGCAGCACGUUCUCUCAACGACCAGAUCUCUUCUGAUGAAGAAGAGGGUGAGACAGAGCAAGGAGAUGCUCGUGACUCUGACCCUGAGCCAUCCGGGGCCAACGAUGAAGGCCGCAUUAGUGCAAGUCGUGCAAAUAUUCCCCCAAGUGCUCUUCUUAGCUGCGCAGCCGACACGAGCCACUCUGCAGGUCCCUCCUCUCAAUCAAAUCUUGAUUUUGACACAGGAAACAAAGAGUUUCACUUACCACAACCAUCGAGUCCACACAGGCCGACUGUGGAAGAAAUCCCCAAUGAGGAUGAUAUUGUUAAUCGAGACGAACCUCCCACACUUCCGCACUUUGAUGUCCCACCUCCCCUUGAUGCAGAUGAGGAGACACUUGCAAAUGAUGUCUACGUGAAUGUCACCCUCGACAACUUGCGUAUUUCAUUAACCUUUAUUUUCGGACUCGCCAAUGCUUCCCUGGAUGACCCUGAAUCUGGACUUAAUGCUGCAGCUGUGGAACGCAUUCGAAAUCCUCCGCAACACCAACUUUCUCUCGAUGAAGACCCUGAUCUUAAGGCUGCUGUUAAGCUCUAUCUUAAACUGUCGCAUGCGGAGAAGGACUAUGAAGCAGCGCGCGAAGUUUCGAUGGAAUCCAAAGAUAUCGAAGACUUCCCAACGCUCUACCAAGCCAAGCAAGCUGUCGAACAGCUGAGUGGCGUCUCUGGUAUGAUGCAUGAUAUGUGCUUCAAUUUGUGCAUCGGUUUCACAGGUCAAUUUGCGCACCUCGAGUCUUGUCCGAUAUGUGGCUCUUCACGCUAUGACCAGCUCAUUCUUGCGCAAAGUAGUGGCAAGAAGAAAGUCGCAUGCAAGCAGUUUCCAACUGUUCCCAUCGGCCCACAACUCCAGGCUAUGUUUCGUGAUCCUCAGAGCGCCAUUGAUAUGCAGUACCGCGAAGCUCAAACUCGGAAAAUAUUCGAAGAGUUGGAGCGAAAUGAGGGCAAGGUCCAUGUGUAUGAGGAUUUCCUUGAUGGAUCCGACUACAUUAAUGCGGUGCAAGAGGCUCUACCAAUGCAAGGAAUCGGAUUGUUGGAAGGCCUCAAAAUAUGGGAUGCCUCUCGUAACAUCAAUUAUUUGUCGUUUCCGUUCCUUGCACUUGGUACAGCCGACGGACCUGGACUUGCUUACCUGAAUGGUUUUGUUGGACACCAUGGAAAAAACGGUUGUCGUUUAUACUGUGGGCUCAGAGGACGACACAAAAUGGGCUGCACACACUACUAUCCUGUGCUGCUGAAACCACACGAUUACAACGUCGCCGGCUGCAGUCAUCCUGACGUCAAUGUCAACGACAUUCGGGGUGCAUCUGCGGAGAUGUAUUGGAACAAUCUGAUCUAUGUCCUGCAAUCAUCCAAUGAGACAGAGUACAAACAACGCCGACUUGAGACCGGCAUCUCAAAACCCUCCAUAUUCCUCGGCUUUCCUGCUGAACGAACACUUGGAAUUCCGAAGUGUUUUGGUUCUGACAUAAUGCACCUUCUCUUGCUCAACCUCCCCAAUCUGCUCCUCAAACUCUGGCGUGGGACCAUAGAAUGUGAGCCACCAGACACAAAGGCAUCAUGGUACUGGGCGUCUUUGACGGGAAACACCUGGAAAGCCCUUGGAAAGGAUGUUGCAGAUACACGUCCCUACCUCCCUGGCUCGUUUGAUCGUGUCCCACGCAACAUCGCUGAGAAGAUUAAUAGCGGGUAUAAGGCAUGGGAAUUCUGGCUCUUCCUCUAUGGACUUGGACCAGCAGUGUUGUAUAAGCGUUUGCCAGAUGAUAUAUGGGAACAUUUUUGCAGGCUUGUUCAUGCUGUCCGUAUCAUCUCCCAGCACUCAAUCUCAUGCGACAAGCUCUGUCUAGCCAACAGAUUGUUCCUUGACUGGUCAAAAGAGUUCGAAAUGAUCUAUUAUCAGCGUCUCCCUACUCGCAUCCACUUUGUAUGGCAAAGUGUUCAUGCUAUUGAUCAUUACGGACAUGAAGUGGAAACAAAGGGCCCCCUUAUUUGCGCUUCUCAAUGGACGAUGGAGCAUACGAUUGGCAACCUCAUCGAAGAAAUUCAGCAACCUUCUAACCCAUAUGCAAACCUUGGUCAGCGUGCAAUCCGCCGCGCACAAAUCAAUGCUUUGAAAUCCAUCAUACCCUCGCUUGACACCAGCGACACGAAACACCUUCCCUGCUUUGCAAAAGAUCUCGGAAGUGGAUACGCAUUAUUGAAGUGCCAAGAUUGGACAAGCCGUGCAACAACUGUUCAUGAAGGGUGGGCUAUUCGAGACUACAUCAAACGUACCUGCUUCGAUUCGCCCAUCCUUCAACAGUUUUCAAAUGAUGGCACCAUUCGUGUUUGUCGGUGGGCUCGUCUACAGCUCCCAAAUGGACAAAUUGCCCGUUCUCUUUGGAAAGAAACACAUUUCAAUGCCAGACAGUCACGAAAUGUCAAGAUCAUGCUCGAUGGCAAACCCAGAGUUGGCGAAGUGCAAUAUUAUAUCGAGUGUCGUAUUGACCACACAAGGCCUGUCGAAGCUCUUGCAGUUAUCAAACUGUUCUCUCUCCCUCACCAGGAGCUCCUUCGACAGCCUCACACAACUUUCAUAUCCUGCCAAUACCUUGGCGAUGCUGGCACGAUCGUCGUGAAUGUCAAAUCAAUUCAUUCUGUUGUUGCCAUGGUCCCGCAUAAACUCAAUGAUGAGGACCGGUUCUAUAUGGUUGAAAAGCCCGGUGCAGAUGUGACUUACCUUGGUGGGUACUUAGAAGAGGACGAGCAAAUAGUAGACCAGCAAUAAUGAUAAUACAAGCAUCUGUACUUGCAAAGAAGUAUAUCACAUGGGCUCGCUGUGGGGUUGGUUGACUAAGCACCCCAGAUGGAAC
Suillus subaureus is the source of this 3267-nucleotide messenger RNA. RefSeq lists its product as uncharacterized. Lineage: Eukaryota; Fungi; Basidiomycota; Agaricomycetes; Boletales; Suillaceae. The transcript is spliced from 4 exons. The record is from RefSeq and is a predicted model, not a curated record. The coding region runs from base 252 to 3182 and encodes 976 amino acids.